Molecule: messenger RNA, 1406 nt
Organism: Rhopalosiphum maidis (corn leaf aphid)
Lineage: Eukaryota; Metazoa; Arthropoda; Insecta; Hemiptera; Aphididae
Product: 2,3-bisphosphoglycerate-dependent phosphoglycerate mutase-like
Exons: 5
Coding region: 516-1286 (256 amino acids)
Biological process (GO): glycolytic process
Molecular function (GO): intramolecular phosphotransferase activity
Source: RefSeq, a predicted model, not a curated record
UCCCGUCUGCAGUGAUCGGAUGCAACGGUUGCGGCGCAGAUUCGGUCCAUCGGCGCAUAUAUUCGAAAUAAAAACCAUCAUCAACAACAACAACAACAACAACAACAACAACAGCAGCAGCAGCAGCAGCAGCAGCCGUAAACAAUAAUAACGUCGGCGCACCAGCGGCAGCAGCAGAAGCAAAAGAGCCAAAACACGCGGUGCGCGCGUACACAAAACGCCACGCCGCCGCCGUCUACGAGUAGCAGCAGCAGCGCCAGCACCAGCAGGCAGGCCUGUCGGCUGUGCCACGCUAUUAUAACUUCGGUACGGCCGUUCACGUUUAGACGUUUAGUGUUGGAACUGCCCCGGUGAGCAAGCGAACGGCAAGGCGGCGGCGCGCUGCGACCCGCGCGCGCACAAACACACACACACACACGCAAGCGCGCGAUCGGCGCACGCACACACACACGCACACACACACAUACACACGGCCACGAUAUAUAUUAUUAUAUCAGUAGUGCUCUAUCGCAAAAAUGACAGGAAGACGAAUUGUGGUAAUGGCCAGACAUGGCGAAAGCGAAUGGUCUAAAAACAACGUGUUUUGUGGGUGGUACGAUUCACAUUUGUCUGAUCGAGGUAUGAAUGAAGCUAUCGAAUGCGCAGAAUUGUUGAAACAAUCAAAUUAUAAAUUCGACAAAGCUUAUACAUCUUUGUUGACUAGAGCUCACCAAACUUUAAACAUAAUCACUCAAACCAUUGGUCAGCCAAAUUUACCAGUAGAAGAAUCAUGGAGAUUAAACGAAAGACAUUACGGAGCUUUGACCGGAUUUAAUAAAGCUGAAGUAGCUGAAAAAUAUGGCGAAAAUCAGGUACAAAUUUGGAGACGAAGUUUUGAUGUUCUUCCACCAGUGAUGGACAAGUCACAUGCAUAUUAUAUGGACAUUUGGUGUCACCCAAAAAUCGUGGCUCACUCAUACACCACAAGUGAAAAAUUCCCUUCUACUGAAUCACUCAAAGAGACAAUGGAGAGGGUUAUACCUUAUUGGGAUGAUUUUAUCGUGCCUAAUAUUAAACGAGGACAACGAAUUUUAAUCGUGGCUCAUGGUACAGUUUUGCGAAGUCUUGUCAAGUACUUAGAUGGAGUAUCAGAUAAUGAUAUUUGCUCAAUAAACAUCCCUUCGGGUAUUCCAUUCGUUUACGAAUUUGAUGAUGAUAUGAAAGUUUUGUCUUCGAAACAAUUUUUGGGUGAUAAAAAACGAAUCGAAGAAGGAAUAGCAAGAGCUGCAUCAAUCGGUUCCCAUUAAACUGCCAAUUAUGAAAUCGACUUCAGCAAAUGACUAUUUUUAAUUUGGAAUUUUGUCAGAUAUUUGCUAAUUAUUUAUUAUGUUUUAUUUAAUUUUAUAAGUUAAUUUUUAAAUAUAUAA